Molecule: messenger RNA, 4158 nt
Organism: Esox lucius (northern pike)
Lineage: Eukaryota; Metazoa; Chordata; Actinopteri; Esociformes; Esocidae
Product: NHS-like protein 2
Exons: 4
Coding region: 1404-3617 (737 amino acids)
Biological process (GO): cell differentiation
Source: RefSeq, a predicted model, not a curated record
CUCCUUGAGGUAUCCCCAUAAAAUCAGACAUGAAGACGUAUGUGGUAUCUUUUACUGUUCUUAACUCAAUUCGGUAAAUGUGUAAAUAUUCUGUUGAAAUAAUGCAUUUUAUGAAGCCUUUCAUGAACAAACCACAGCUUUUUAAUUUCAAGGACUCACAUUGACUUUGAUCAAGACUACAACUGACACAGCCAACUGCUAGAUCCUCGCAUUCCAGGUCAUUCACUCUCUAUUGUAUUGUGUCUACUUCUCUUGCUUUAUCAACUGGUUUCUUUCCAUUUUCAACAUCAACCAUUCUUUAUUGUCCUGAUUGUCAGCACGGGGGUCAGCAACGGGCUCAGAAAGCCCUCUCUUCAGACAGCCAUCCAACAGGUGUCUACCUACAGUAGGCAAUCUGCAGUACUCUUUCAAUUGAAAAACAGACAUUCCGUACAGCAACCUGCUUCCAACUCCACACAGUGUGGAGGAUGUUUCCCGCGGGUCUUUAAAGCGCCGGUUAACCCGACCUGUCUCAAUGUUGGCAGAAGAGGGUUGCCUCACUUUCUCUGCUCUGGCAUCUUUCACCUCAGUUAUUUUAGUCGGCAAGCUGCUGUGUCACGCAUCAGUUAUCGUGUUGAUUGUGAACACCCCCCCGGAAUAACACAUAUCUUUCUGAAGUGUCGAAAUCGGGCAGCCAUGCAUGGAAGUGGCCCUGGGAACACACCCAUUGAGAAAAACAACAUCGGGGUGACUUCAACGUAACCGGGUUGACAUGGAGUUCAGACCGUCUCACUUUGUCAGGUGGAAACACCCGGGGGACGACUCGCAUGCAGCACUGCAAGGUGCCCAGUUGUUGAAGCAGAGGUGGAAAGAACCAGGCUCCUUGGUGCAAACCGCCUAAGUCAUGCUAGGAAUAUUAAGUUAAGCCUGUUGUCAGGUCCUGUCAGACUGCAGUUGUCUUGAGGCAACUGAACUAUUUUGAUGUCCCAGCCUCUUUGAAACUACUCGACACCCUCCUAGUUCCUCAAAGGCAUACCCAGCUCCGUACGCCGACCAGGAAACAAUUCAUGUCCAUCCUCAGUUCUCCCUCUCUCUCUCUAUCUCUCUCUCUUUUCCUACCUCUCCAUCCUCUCCCUCGCUCAGCCUCCACCCAACUUAGAACGAGCGGCAGCCCACUUCCAAUUGUCAUGGCAACAGCAUGUGAAUGCACCCGGCCGUAGGAGAAGACUGUAGGAGAGACGUACGAGUGCUGCAUUGGAAGCCACCGCUCAGCCUUCUGAGCCAGCUGUGAGGUCGCAUCAAGCCGAACGAUCCCGCUGAAACCCCUGUCCAUUAAAAAAGGGGAGCCAUUUCGCCAAGGCGCCAUCACCCCUCAGUCACACAGGCUGUGAUCUGCCUGGUUGCUCAGGCCCGCCUCCGUUGCCAUGGAGCACAGGGCCCUGAUGUGCACUAGUCAGCCCUGGAAGGGCCCAGAGGGCUCCACCUUCUCCCCCAGCUGGGACACCCCUUCCCGCCAACCGACCGUCAUGAUGUCACCUUGUCCAGACGUGGUCAAGUCCCCAUGCCAACAUGCUGCCAACCCAGCCCACACCAGAAUCUCCUCUGUGACCUCCCAGUCCCAGCUGACCAGCCCCAACGCCUCAACGUCCUCUGGCUGGUCUGCUGCGGCCAACGCUGCCGACAGAAGAGUUGAAAGGGAGCGCGUUUGGAACGAGGACACAGUCCUGCCUGCUUACAUCCCCGAGGUCCGCGGACGCUCCUUCUCCGCAGCCAGCGGCUCAAACCCGAUCGCUCCCAGACGGAGGUGUGACAGCUACGUCCGGCCUUGCCCCGACGACAGCCCACGGGACACUAGCCAAGAUGUCGAUGACAGCGGCACUUCCCGCUUGAGCCCGAACGCCUCCCCUGAGCACAGCGGCCUGCGGUCACGGUCCCGCAGCAUCAUCCUGAGGAAGACGAAGAGGAGGCCCGCACCGCCAGCCCGUAGUGUUUCGCUCAGGAGAGACUCUGCCUCCCAGCUCAGAGACAAGAAAACCAAGAGCCUUUACAUCGACAGGGACGAUGUCCCCAAGGACUCCUUCCUGCCUGACCUCAUCCUCGUCUCCAAGCCCAGGACAGAGGAGGACCAGGAACAUUCCUCCGCUCAGUCUGGCCAUGCUCCGGUUGGGCCACCGGGCACCAGAACGACCGACCUUCACUGUCCCGUGUUGAAUGGCAGGUCCGAAUCGGUCAGACCCCCUCUCCCCAUGCGACGUCCACCGACAUUAAUUAGUAAACCAUCCACAUUCCAGCAAUCCGCCCCAGUCUCCCCGUCUGGUGGCCAGUCCAGCUCUCAGACUCCGCCCUCUGUCGUCCUCACAUCUUCCAUCCUGGGACCGGACCCCCUGGGGUGCAAGAUGCGUUCUAAGUCCUCCACAUCGCCCACCUCGCCCAGGGCCAGGAGCGGCAGGCUGCGGCUGUCCCUCGAAUUACCGGCGGUCGUCCCUCUCCCGGACCCGGCGGCGGUCAAACCCAAAGUAACCCGCCGCCACUCGGAGUCCUCCGGAUCCUCCGGUGCUGCCCGACCCAGACAGCGGCUGACCACUAGCAUGCUAGUUAUGCCUGUGGUGACCCAGGAGGAUCUCAGCAACGUGCGUUUGCGUUCUGUCAGCAGCUCUGACUCCGACAAAGGCCUGGACGGCUCGCCGGAAGUCAUCCGGGAGGAGGAGCCGGAUGAGGAGCUGGAGGCGUGUCCACCGGUCCAACAGAGCCCUAAGGCAAAACCACCCGUAGCUGCCAAGCCGCCUGCACACAAAUGGCUGCCGAUGCACAUGGUCAAGUCGUCCUCAGCCUCAUCCCAUUUCGCGGAGACCCCUCCGGCCUCACAGACGGAGAGCCAGGGGGACGUGUGUGUGGUCGAAAGGAGAGCCAAACCUAAGAGGUGGCACCAGCCCCCUCAAUGUGCCAGCGACUGCGUUCCGGUGCAGAGGCAGCCACCUCUGGACGGGCAUGCCUACAAAGUUGUUCACCCGUUCUGCCACCAAGAGACCAUGGACGUAAGAAGGACCGAAUCUCUCAGAGAUGAACUGGAUAAAAAGAAAAAGCCAGUUCCCCCUCCAGUUGCAAAGAAGCCCGAUGUCGUGUUCGUGCCCCCAGUCACGUCACUGGAGGAGGAGGGCUCCAGGGGCUACGUCUGGUCUGGGUCCAGUGGGGUGUACCAGUCUCCUGCCAGCAUUGACCAAGACAGAGACUUUACUGGGCAGGAUCUCAACCAUCACACAAUAAAAGAAGGAUUUUUCCUCGAUGAGAACCAAGAAGAGAUGAGGAUAAUGUCUGAAGUGAGAACACUGUGCCUCAGAGAGCAGGAGGAGUUCGACCAAAUCUCCUCACAGCCAACUACUGAGGACCUGUUCACCAUCAUACACAGGUCCAAGAAGAAACUACUCGGUCGUAAAGAAGCAGCUGAAAUGGCUGGGAACAGACAGGGUUAUGGAUCACCCAGUAAAGGCACCCAGGGUAUUGUCCAGAAGUCAAGCUCCAAAAAUGACAACUUCAUGGCUUUUCUGCAGAGGCGGAGGAGUAAUAAAGCCAGCUCUGGGGAGAGACUGUCAGCAGCUGAACUGCUCAAGAGUACUAAACCGUUGGCUGGUCAACCGUAGAGCAUCAAACAGAUCCGACGUUUGUGUUUCUCAGUGUACUGCAUGAAUAAUCGUGGACAAUCAAGGACGAAGGGGGGAAAUGUCUAUUGUUUUCAUGGCUUCACGUGCUACACCAGUGACUUGUUUUUGUGAUGGCAAUACAGCUUCUAGGCAUCAAAUUCAACUGUAUAUUACACCAAUUUGGCCAGCUGUGUGUUGCUUUUGAACUGAGACAAUCUAUCAUGUCAAUCCAUUUUUAUAGCAUCGAGUUGUGAAGCCAAUAGCAUUACGUUUUUUGAGCUGCCAACAUUUUGUGCUUUUGGUCAUGUAUUGCUCAGAAAUAAAACAAAGCUGCUUGUGUGUCUGUGACAUCAUUAGUAUGCGUCGGACUUAACCCACUGUUACCGGAUGCCCUUAUUCAUUCUGUCAAAGUAACAGGUGUUUGUGAUUGCAGUUUAAUUAACAGGCUUUUCAUCAAUUAAUAGUUCCUCCAGUGUUAGGAAUAUUUCAUUGAUAUACAGUAGGUUAAGAAAGUCACCACGCCCUUUCAAAAUGUUCAACU